Messenger RNA from Suncus etruscus (white-toothed pygmy shrew), 3360 nucleotides. It is a transcript of the gene CATSPERB, whose product is annotated as cation channel sperm associated auxiliary subunit beta. Gene Ontology annotation, cellular component: cilium; CatSper complex. Lineage: Eukaryota; Metazoa; Chordata; Mammalia; Eulipotyphla; Soricidae. Bases 1 to 3360 code for a protein of 1119 amino acids. The transcript has 26 exons. The record is from RefSeq and is a predicted model, not a curated record.
AUGCCCGAGAUCAAGCUCAUGACCUCCUACAUGUUAGGCAUGUGCUCUAUUUCUUUUGCUAUCUUCCUGGUUCUAGAGUCGGACUUUGAGAAGUCAGAUAAUAUCAAAAGUCCUCUGAAACACCACUUUACUUGUGUCAGCCACGGGUUCGUGUCAAACAAUGAGAUCAUCAAGUUGUAUCUUUUUGCAACUAGCUUGAAAAUCCAGUGUUUUUUCCUGGCUGCAAAUAGUCUUCCUUCAGAGGAAUUUCUCUAUAUAUUCACAUCUGGAGGACUUGCACCAAGCUUGACCAUCAUUAAUAGCACAUAUACUGGUAUCUUCCACUUUAACUUAACCUUGUUUAGUGAUCGGGUUUUCUGGCUCAUUGAUAUUCCCAGGGAAAAUAUUACCCAAAAUACAGAUAUUGCUCCUGUAGAAGAAUGGUUAGUAAGGGUCAGCCUACAACAUGGAUUAGAUAUUUUUACUACUGAAGGAACAUUGUUGGACAGAAUUCGAGAACCCAUUCUUCAGAAUUCACUUGGGACUGUAAUGACAGAAGAUGAAAUUUCCCAAGUUCACCCAUUCAUCAGAGGUCUCAAAAUGACAAAAAGCCCUUGUGCAAAUGAUGUGGCACUACUUGGUUACAUUUUGAAUGAUAAGCAUAAUGGUGUGUACUUGGGCCUCACCUUCUCUGGAUUUUGGGAUACUCAAGACAUCACGUGGCAUAAUCUGUCAGAGAAUAUCUAUGCUAUUGUCGGAGAAGAAGGACUUGGACUGACACUGGUGGACUUGGUUUUAACAAAUAGGUUUUUACUGAUCCUUACCUCUUUGGGUCUUUUUGUAAGUAAAGAUCUACGUAAUCCAGCACAGCAAAGUAAAGGGUUUGCAAAGAUAGAAUUUUGCGGUUUUGAAAGGAAUGACUUCCUCAAAGGAAAGUUGUGGUAUACUGAAAGAUGUCUUGCUAACAAAGAGCGCUUUGAAGCUGACUAUGUUAGUAUCACCUUUGACAGAAACAAAACCCUGAGUGAGUCAAGCUCUUGUUUUUAUAGUAAAGACCCAUUUGUUGAAUGGUUACCCUGCUUACCUCGGGAGUUACAACUGAAACCUCCUCUCCCCAAAGUAAUAGCCUUUCUUGUGGACCAAGACCAAAGAUCUGGGGUCUCCCUCGUAUUCAGAAAGGUAAGAACACAGUCCCUUGCCAUGGUAAGAAUCAUCAAAUACAACAAACUAAGUCUAAAGUAUAAAUUUCCGGUCUUCAAUUUUCCUGCAACAUUCUGGAAUCCCACUGGACUGGUCUUUCAUCCACGCAGCCACUUUCUGUAUGCUUAUGGCAAUCAGAUCUGGCUUUCAAUGGAUGGUGGCAAUGCUUUUGAAUUAUUAGCUGACUUGAGAAGUGAUGUCAUCAAGGAAACUUCUCAUAGCUUUUACACUUCAGAUGUUGUCUUUAUUUCCCAAAGUGGAAAAAUUUAUAGGACAAAAGCAGGAUUAAGAAGAUAUGAAAAGCUUGGUUCUGUUGGAGAGAACAUUUUCACAUUAUACUAUGACCAUAUGGGAUUCAUACAUAUGGUGACUCCGACAACUUUCAGAGCCACUGCAUCCCACAUGAAUAAUAUUCUUGGGCAGAGCCCUGACAUGUCCUUCAAGACUGCACUAGCUGUGCAGUACAUCACCUUCAGCGAGGUCAUCUUUUUCGCCUAUGUGCCCCUGAAUGAACCCCCAAAAACCACCCUCAACAAGCAGUUCAACAAACUUCACAAUGGCAAAGCCAUUUACUUCAGAAAAAUGGGACUAGCUUACAUAAAAAAGAUACUUCAGCAUUCUACUCCUGUAGGAUUUUUAUCUUCAGCUAUUGCAGAUCUGAUAAUGCCUUUGGGAAUAGAAGAAGCACAUGAAAGUUCUUGUUUGUAUAGUUCCCUUAUUGUUACUGCAACUAGUUCUAUCCACUACAAGCUUACUCUUAUACAAGAAGAUCCAAAAAUCAACUCCUCGUUUAAAAUGUUUGAUAUAGAGAAGACAGUAGUGAUCCGUGGUUAUAGCAGCUUCCUGAUCACACGCAUUUUAGAUUCUAAGAAUGCUUUAGCUCUGGCUACUAUGCCCAACAGAGUACUUCUGAACAAACGCUUUCGAAAUGACUCCUGGCUCUUAUAUAACUUUGGGCAAAGCAUGAGUAAAAGGAAUUGGCUCAUAUAUCCAAAACCAUGCAACUACUGGUUACAGCUAUUUGAUGAUUCUCAAACACUCAAUGAUCUGAAAUAUAUUGACCUCGGGCAAUCUCAAACUUUAAAAAUUAAGUCCAUACCUACAGUAAGAGGUGAUGACCGUAUUGAAAUUCCACAGCUGAAAGUCAUUGUUGGAAACCCACAUAUGUUACAAUUUGAGAGUAAAAGCUAUUUUGAUGAGGCUGAAAGUUACAUAUUACAAGUGACUGUGACCAGCAAAGCUUUCCGUCAAGGUACUGUUUCCAUGGCAUUUGUCAUGUGGGAUGCCUCCACCAGUUGUUUUGUGACAACAGUUAUACCAAACAUGAAAAGCAGCUGUGGCUACUUAAAAUCCAUGCAUCACGUUCCCUACACACACAUCUCCAAGGAAGACUGGAAUCUGGGUGUUCACAAGGACAGUCAGGAUUUUAAUCUCAUCAAAACUUUGCCGGUAAACUACAGGCCUCCAUCUAACAUGGGAAUUGCUAUUCCACUCACAGACAACUUUUAUCAUGCAGAUCCCAGCAAGCCCAUACCAAGAAAUCUAUUUCCCACAUCAAAAAAAUUGGGUCGAUUCAAGCAAUGUGAAAACGCUACUAAUCGGGAAGACUGUAACUGUACGAAUGAUCAAAAGUUUUCAUAUGCUGUUGAUUUCUCAGACUGCAGAGAAAAGGUUCCUCGGUUUAAGUUUCCUGUCACAAACUAUCCCAUUACUUUGGAAAUUCACAGUGAGGAUGGCCAUCUCCCAGUAACGAGGCCAUACCUGGUGACUGUGUCGGAAGUGAAUCAGAGGGGGAACUGGAAACUAAAACACAGUGUACCAAGUAACAUAAAGAAACUGAAAGAAUAUGCAGAAUAUCUUUUUCAAGUUCCAGUAUAUAAUCCUGUAGGCCUCAACUUAAGCAUACAGGGCUCGGAGCUCUUUCACUUCAGAGUGUCUGUCAUUGAAGGUGUCACUUUUUGUCAGUUAGUUGAAGAAUUUCAGAUCUACGUGGACGAAGUCCCCAUGCCCUUCCCCGGACAUACACUGAUUGCCAUCGCUGCCGCUGUCCUGCUUGGGGGCCUGAUCUUUAUAGCAUUUAUGCUGCAGAUACGCAACAUCCAUCCAUGGGACAUGUGCAAUAAGCUGAUCACAAAAGAUAAAGUCCAGCAUUCACCCUUUAUCCCUGAUAACAAUUUUUAG